AUGGCUUCGUCGUCGCAAGCAUGGGUCAGGCGUGCCGGCAUCGCCGCCGUCAUCAUGGCCGCCUCUGUCGUCCUCGCUCCCGUCUACGCCGUAGACGUCAGUAUAUGUGCCUCGUUCAACACGGCCAGCACCGACAGGAACGUCAGCAUCUACCAGAGCAACGGCCUCUGCACUAACUUUUGCAGCGCCGACUACGCCUACGCCAUUACGCAGAAGAAUGGCUGCUGGUGCUCCAAUUACAUACCUUCCGAGUCCAGCCAGGUCGACACCGACGACUGCGACACAGCAUGUCCCGGCUACCCCGACGAAAUGUGCGGUGGAAGCGACCUCUUUGGCUACCUUGAGCUGGACACCAACUCACCCUCGGGAACCAAGGGCCCUUCAGCAGCCUCGUCGACGACUUCUGAGGAUCCCGAGACCUCUACCAGAGAGCCCGCUAAGACUUCCACUACCUCCGAUGAACCUGCGACUACGACUGCCAUCCAGACCCUCACCUCCAAUGGCGAGGUCAAGACGGUCACCGUCAUGCCCACCUCAGACAGCGACCAGAGCAGCGAUUCCUCCGACUCGGACAAGGACAAAUCCGGCGGUGGCCUUGGCACCGGCGGCGUCGUCGGCAUCGUUGUCGGUGUCGUCGGCGUCAUCCUGAUUGCCGCCGCCGCCGUCCUCUUCUGGCUCUUCAAGCGCCGCCGCGACCAGCAGGCCGGCUACAACAACGACCCCAGCGUCCACGGCUCCUCGAUGCUGGGCUCUGCCCACCCCGAGAUGAGCAGCUCGCCCACGUCGAACCGUAACAGCGUGCUGGCUAUCGAUCCGCGCAUGGAUCCCUUCAAGCAGGGCCUGUACAUGCGCAACGGCAGCCAGGAGAGCAUUGGCACUAUCCGCGACGAGCAUGACUAUUCCAGGAGAAUCCAGCCACCCAAGGUGCUACGGGCCACGAACCCGGAUCCGGAGGAUGCGAAUUAG
Molecule: messenger RNA, 966 nt
Organism: Geosmithia morbida
Lineage: Eukaryota; Fungi; Ascomycota; Sordariomycetes; Hypocreales; Bionectriaceae
Exons: 3
Coding region: 1-966 (321 amino acids)
Source: RefSeq, a predicted model, not a curated record